Messenger RNA from Dufourea novaeangliae, 1135 nucleotides. RefSeq names its product phosphoserine phosphatase (gene aay). Gene Ontology annotation, cellular component: cytoplasm. Gene Ontology annotation, biological process: dephosphorylation; L-serine biosynthetic process. Bases 45 to 716 code for a protein of 223 amino acids. The transcript is spliced from 6 exons. Gene Ontology annotation, molecular function: magnesium ion binding; L-phosphoserine phosphatase activity. Lineage: Eukaryota; Metazoa; Arthropoda; Insecta; Hymenoptera; Halictidae. The record is from RefSeq and is a predicted model, not a curated record.
GUUGAAGACUGUACUACUAAAACCUGUUGCUGUAAAUGCAGUAGAUGGCAAACUUGGAGAACUUGAUAUCGGUAUGGAAGAAGGCGGACGUAGUCACCUUCGACGUUGAUUCAACCGUGAUACAGGAAGAAGGAAUCGAUGAACUCGCAACAUUCUGUGGAAAAGGAAAGGAGGUUGCUGCUUUAACGAGACAAGCGAUGCAGGGACAUGCAACGUUCCGAGAAUCUUUGACGAAACGAUUAAAAAUCAUAAAUCCUUCUUUCAACCAAGUAAAGCAAUUCUUAUUAUCACAUCCACCUAAACUCUCACCUGGAGUAGGAACCCUGGUAACAGCCCUUCAAGCACGUAAAAAGCAAGUGUUUCUAAUAUCCGGUGGAUUUCAAUGUUUAAUCACACCAGUUGCAAUAGCACUUGAUAUUCCAUUAGAAAAUGUGUUUGCUAAUAGACUAAAAUUCUAUUUCACUGGAGAAUACGCUGGAUUUGAUGAAAAUCAACCGACUGUAGAUAAUGGUGGAAAAUCAAAAGUAAUCGAAUAUCUCAAAAAUGAAAGAGGAUUCAAAUCUGUUAUUCACAUAGGAGAUGGAGCAACAGAUUUAGAAACCAUGUCAGUAACUGACCUGUUUAUAGGAUAUGGGGGAAAUGUAGUUAGAGAAAGUGUAAAAUUGAGGUCUUCAUGGUUUAUUACAGAUUUCAAUGAACUUCUGAAUGCCUUAUAAAUGUGUAUGGUACAAUAUUUUACAAUAAGAACUCAAUUUCUUCAUCGAUAAAAUCUAAAUUUUCAGGUCCGUUUCUAGCAUUGACCUUCAUCAAGUUAAACAUAAGAAACAGUAUAAAGAUCAAUUUUCUACACCUGUUUAUAUUACACAUACAUGUAGAACAACAACUAUGUUUGAGUCCUAUGCCUUGUUCCAUAGACUUGCUAGAUAGAAUACCUUAUGCGACACUAAUUAUAGACACUGAUUAUAGAAGGUGUCCUGCAAUCUAUUCAACAAACGUUCCCCAUGUAUUCAGCAAGUUAUUCUGAAUAAAAACUGUCAUUUACAUUGUAGGUGUAUCGAUUUAUCCAUUCAGAGUGAUCUGCUGAACACAGAGUAAACGUUUAUUGAAUAUUUUACAGUACAUCCUGUACAUUAUA